Molecule: messenger RNA, 2755 nt
Organism: Nerophis ophidion (straightnose pipefish)
Lineage: Eukaryota; Metazoa; Chordata; Actinopteri; Syngnathiformes; Syngnathidae
Product: zinc finger protein 16-like
Exons: 4
Coding region: 364-1887 (507 amino acids)
Biological process (GO): regulation of transcription by RNA polymerase II
Cellular component (GO): nucleus
Molecular function (GO): DNA-binding transcription factor activity, RNA polymerase II-specific; RNA polymerase II cis-regulatory region sequence-specific DNA binding
Source: RefSeq, a predicted model, not a curated record
UUGGAAAAGAUCUGGUUACUUGUUUCUCUCGCGAGAUCUGACAACACUGCGCGCGAACCAAACACGGCGAGGAUAAAGCAAGAUGGCGUCUGACGCUGAGAACGUUAUUGCAGUCGUCACAGUUCAGUGUUCUUAAUCUGUGCCUCCAUGUACACAUACAUGUCCUUUAUUAGACUCUAUUAAAUAGAGUAAACAUCGUUAAUACCUGUUUGCAUCCGGUUAUAUUAGUCUGAGCUUCUCGAACUAGCUUAGCUUGCCAGUUAGCAUAGCAUGUUAGCUGCUCCCAAAGAGAGGCAGAAGUGAUCAAAACACAUCGCUAAGCAGAGAUUAAGUGUGAGUGUAAAGUGUUGUGAUUGUGUGAAAAUGUGCGAAAGAAUGAUAGCAGAGUACGAGGAGGAACUUUGUCCAACAAAAGAGGAGAAGGAGCGACAACAAAAACAUCAAGUUGUGUUACACAGAACAGACAUCCAUCAGCUGAUUGGGCACCAAGAAGAAUGUCUCCCUCAUCUGCAGGGGGACAGUUUGACUUUAAAAGAUCCAAAGCCCUCACAUUUUAAAGGGGAGAAAGAGGAUCCACAGACCCCCUAUUUUAAAGAGGAAGAGGAGGGAGAGUGUCCUGUAGGGCAGGAGGAGGCUGAUCUCAGCAAGUUUCCACUGACUGUUGUCUCUGUGAAGACUGAAGAGCAUGAAGACAAACCACCUGAGUCCUCACAGCUUCAUCACAGUCCAAAUGUUCAGCAUCCCCCCCAUAUUAAAGAGGAAGAGGAUGAUCAACAGUUCCCUCACAUUAAAGAGGAAGAGGAGGAAGUGUGGAUCACUCAGGAGGAAGAGUGUCUUCUAGGGCAGGAGGAGGCUGAUCUCAGCAAGUUUCCACUGACUGUUGUCUCUGUGAAGACUGAAGAGCAUGAAGACAAACCACCUGAGUCCUCACAGCUUCAUCACAGUCCAAACGUCUGUGAGGAACAACUUCUGCCUGAAAAACAGGAGUGUAGCUUCAGGAUGGUGAAGGAGGAUCCAUCAACGAAGAAGACCAGGUGCCAUGGACCCUCUGGCGUCUCCUGUGAAGGUGAUGAGGUCAAAGGUGAAAGUGAGGAGAAAAGAGAGGCGGAGCCUCCAAGCAGCAGCUCAACACAACACAUGACAACAGAAGCUGAUGGAGACCACUGUGGAGGAUCACAAGCAGACAAGCUCUUAGCUCCACUAUCAAAUAGUGAGGACACAAUGUCACACUCUCCUGACACUGAUGAUGAAGACUCUAAAGAUGAUAAGACAUGUCACACUGACAAAACUCACUUCACAUGUUCUCUCUGUGACAAAACCUUUCAAUACCAUAGUUAUCUGAAAAGACACAUGAGAAGACACACUGGAGAAAAACCUUUUUCUUGCUCAGUAUGUGGUAAAGGUUUUGUACUUAGUCAUAAUUUGAAAUUACACUUGAGAACACACACUGGAGAAAAACCUUUUAUCUGUUCAAUAUGUGGUAAAGGUUUUACACACAGUCAGAGUUUGAAAAAACACACAAUGUCACACACUGGAGAAAAAUAUUUUAUAUGUUUAAUCUGUAGUAAAAGGUUUGUACAAAGUAACAAUUUGAAAGUACACAUGAGAACACACAGUGAUGAAAAACCUUUUUCCUGUUCAACCUGUGGUAAAGCUUUUAAAGAAAGUCAAAUUUUAAAAAGACACAAGAGAACACACACUGGUGAAAAAUCCCAUUCCUGUUCAAUCUGCAACAGAAGCUUUUGUGAACGAUCAAAUCUUGUUAGACACAUGAGAACACACCCAGGGGAGAAAGUGUUGAGUUGCAGUGUGUGUGGUGAAAGAUUCUCUUAUAAGUACCAGUGUAAGAAACACAAGUGUGCUGGUGAGAACAGCAGCAGCAAAUGAAACUGCAGGAUUUGAAAUAAACUGUCAAUACUUUAAUUUUGACUUUCAAACCACAUCAGCACAUACAACAUGUGUGACAUUGUUGUUUGUAUAACAAUCUUGUUAACAUGCUUUUUUAUUUAUACACUGUUUUUUUUUCUUCAAACCAUUACAUGCAUUAAUAUGCAACAUUGUGUACUUUUAUUAAAAAUGGAACAGAACAAUCUGAAAAGGUGAGAGUAAACAGUACAAGUCAUAUUUUACAUACAGUAAACAUUUUAUGUGUAUAUACAGUAUAUAUUCAUCAGACAAUUUUAGACUUAUUCUAUUCUGUUUUUAUAGGUGUUUGAAAUAUUGAAUACUUGUAAUUGAUCCCAUAGAUUAGCACCGUUACAUGCAUAUGUACUGGUUCACAUCUGAAGCAUCUGGACCACUUCAUGAAGCAUAUUAUUAUUUACUUUAUAAAUCAUUUGAACAGUUGUCUUUUAUAUAAUUUUAAAAUGUGUGACUUUAUGAAUCAUUUGUUGGGUCUCUAUAAUCCAUUUAAUAAAUGAUCUUUAGUACUCUCUUUUGUAAUAUGAUGAUUGUGUUUUGAUUGUUUUAUAUGUAUGUCCUGAGACCUUCAUGCAAUAUAAAAGUGAGAGAAAAUGGCUGAAUUGUUUGUGGAAGGAUGGUUUUGUUUUUACAAACUUACAUUUGUGGAUGAAACAAAAAUUAACAUUAUUGUGUUUUAAAAAUUGUGUACAUUUCUUUUCUUUUUUAACAUCCCCAAAACAUCAAUUUCAAAAAACAAGUUUAGAGUGUCAGGCACAAGCCAAUAUUGUACAUCAUCCCACAGAUUUUUACUUUGCAUACGUUCAUGAAAUAAACUGUUUAUUUUGUUUCCCUA